AUGAACGAGCCUGUACUUAUAAAAGGGAACAAAAAGGGCACAUAUACAUUACUGUAUAAAAACUUCUUGUAUACAAGAAGUACAAAAUCAAAGAAGGGCAUCGUUUGGAAAUGUACAGCCAAGAAAGCUGAAGACUGUAAGGCUUCAAUAACUACCGAUGAUAAUUUGAGCGUUGUAGUCAGUAAAGGCGCACAUUCGCACAAACAACCAGAUGUGGAUACUAAGCCUAAACACAGUAUCAUAAAACAUCGAUUACUAUGUCAAAACGCGGGACACCGCUGCUACUACAUCGUCAGUACACUUACUGGAAGCACCAUGUCUCCGGUAACAAGAUAUGCUGGUAUUGCUCGUCAAACCGACGGUUCUACUGCAAAGCGAAAAUCUACACUGAUCUGGACAAUAACUUUAUUGAGAAAAGUGACAGUGGUAACCGCGAUAGACGGAGCCACCCUCCUCAUGCUGAACGGCCAUUCGUAUAGUAACCCAUCACCGAUGACCGGCGGAGAGCGAUGGUACUGCUCCGGGCGAGCUAGAUGGAAAUGCAAUGUUUGUUUGCACGUCAACGAUGACUAUGAGCUAGUUUGUAUAUCGAAUGAGCACGCACACUCACCACCUGUGUACGAAAAAACUGAUGAUGGUCUCUACGUAGAAAUUUUGAAGUAA
Parnassius apollo (apollo) is the source of this 663-nucleotide messenger RNA. The record is from the annotation of a GenBank genome assembly. Lineage: Eukaryota; Metazoa; Arthropoda; Insecta; Lepidoptera; Papilionidae.